This is a messenger RNA of Geodia barretti, 2814 nucleotides long. The record is from the annotation of a GenBank genome assembly. NCBI's taxonomy places the organism in Eukaryota, Metazoa, Porifera, Demospongiae, Tetractinellida, Geodiidae.
AUGAAUAAAUCCCUUCAAUCCCUCAAUUUUGCAGAUACUUUUGUUGACCGCCAUGUCGGUCCUCGUUCGGAAGACAUUGAGUCGAUGCUAGAAAAGAUUGGGUAUGCGUCGUUCGAUGAACUGAUUGGAGACGCACUCCCGGCAAGCAUCCGUUACUACCAGCCACUAAAUCUCGGUAAGCCCCAGACAGAGUCUGAAAUGCUUGCUGACUUGAGGCAAAUCGCAGCCCAGAAUCAGGUCUCACGAUCUUUUAUCGGAAUGGGCUAUUACAACUGCAUUACGCCGCCUGUCAUCCAGAGAAACAUCCUUGAAAACCCCGGAUGGUAUACUGCAUAUACUCCGUAUCAGGCAGAGAUUGCACAAGGACGACUUGAAGCCCUGUUAAACUUUCAGACGAUGAUUAUUGAUCUGACCGGACUGCCAGUUACCAAUGCAUCGUUACUGGAUGAAAGCACGGCAGCAGCUGAAGCGAUGGGAAUGUGCAUAGCCGCCAGUAAGCGCGGCACUAGCAAAACUUUUUUUGUCUCGGAAACUUGCCAUCCCCAGACAAUCGGAGUUUUGAAAACCCGCGCAGAACCGCUGGGGAUUGAGUUAUUGAUUGGCGAUCAUCGGACCGCUGUAUUUGACACGCCCCUUUUGGGUGCGCUUGUCCAAUAUCCGGCAAGCGAUGGUACGGUUUAUGACUAUAGUGAUUUCGCUGAAAAGAUUCAUGAUGCUGACGGAUUAUUAGUGGUCGCCGCUGAUCUUUUGAGCCUCACGCUUUUGAAAUCCCCCGGCGAAUUCGAUGCUGAUAUUGCGGUUGGAUCCACCCAACGGUUUGGGGUGCCAAUAGGAUAUGGCGGUCCCCACGCUGCUUUCCUUUCAACGCGAGAGGAGUUUAAGCGUAAAAUGCCGGGGAGAAUUGCAGGGCUUUCUCAGGAUGUAGAAGGUCAGACUGCAAUUCGUCUCGCGCUCCAGACGCGGGAACAGCAUAUCCGCAGAGAACAAGCGACUAGCAAUAUCUGCACAGCACAGGUGCUCUUGGCAGUAAUGGCGGGGAUGUGUGCAGUCUAUCACGGUCCCGACGGGCUUCGCCGAAUUGCGGAGCGCGUCCAUCUGCUCACAAGUGUUCUCCGUGAAGGAUUGACGCGAUUGGGAUAUGUGCUUGAUGAUAGCUGUUACUUUGAUACAUUCAGCAUCGAUCUGAAUUUACUCAAGGAAUCGAGUUACAUCCGUAAUAUCGAAGCUAAUCAACAGCCGGUUUUCGAUCACUCCCGCGUUGGGAUUUCACUUGAUGAGACGACAACCAUUCAGGAGGUCCGAGAUCUCCUUGAUAUUUUCGCAUUAGGGAGCCCUCUUCCUUUUGCGGUCGAAGGUUUAACUCUUCAAGCGCAAUCGGCAAUUCCUGAGCCGUUGCAACGAAAAAGUGCUUAUCUCACCCAUCCUGUCUUCAAUACUUACCACUCUGAAACAGAGUUGCUGCGGUACAUCCACAAGCUGCAGGAGAAAGAUCUAUCCCUGACCACAUCAAUGAUUCCGCUCGGAUCUUGCACAAUGAAGUUAAACGGCACCGCCGAAAUGCUUGCCGUCACUUGGCCCGAGUUCAGUCAACCUCAUCCGUUUGCCCCUCUUGAACAGACAAAGGGAUACCAAAUCCUUUUUGAGCAACUCGAAGCGUGGUUGGCGGAAUUGACAGGAUUUCCCGGCAUCUCCUUGCAACCGAAUGCCGGAUCGCAAGGAGAGUAUGCGGGGCUUCUAGUCAUACGCAAAUACCAUCAGUUCUAUAGUGAAAGGCAUCGGGAUGUCUGCCUAAUUCCACGGUCUGCACACGGUACGAAUCCUGCCAGCGCGGUGAUGGCGGGGAUGCGGGUGGUGGUGGUCGACUGUGACGAUGAAGGAAAUGUUGACCUCCUGGAUCUUCGGGCAAAGGCAGAACAGCACAGUCAAAAGCUGGCAGCAGCAAUAAUAACCUAUCCUUCGACCCAUGGGGUAUUUGAGGAAAAGAUUCAGGAGAUUUGCGAAAUUGUUCAUCAGCACGGUGGACAGGUCUAUAUGGAUGGCGCAAAUAUGAACGCGAUGGUGGGGUUGUGUCGUCCGGGGGAUUUUGGUCCAGACGUAUGCCACCUGAAUCUGCAUAAAACCUUCUGCAUCCCACACGGCGGAGGAGGCCCUGGAAUGGGACCGAUUGGUGUUAAAGCACAUCUUAUCCCCUUUCUUCCAACCCACCCGGUCGUUCCGGUCAGUGGGAAAGAUGGGAUUAAUCCAGUUUCAGCAGCACCUUGGGGCAGUGCGAGCAUCCUUCCAAUCUCUUGGGCAUACAUUGCGAUGAUGGGAGCGAGGGGACUCAAGCAUGCAACCGAAAUCGCAAUUUUGAACGCGAAUUACAUUGCCAAACGUUUAGAACCUUACUAUUCCGUCCUUUACAAAGGGAGCAAGGACCUUGUCGCGCACGAGUGUAUCAUUGAUCUCCGUGACUUCAAGAAAACUGCUGGCAUCGGAGCAGGUGAUGUUGCUAAACGUCUGAUGGACUACGGUUUCCACGCACCUACUGUAUCGUUUCCGGUUAUGGAAACAAUGAUGAUUGAACCGACCGAAAGCGAAUCUAAGGCCGAGCUAGAUCGCUUCUGUGAAGCGAUGAUCUCUAUCCGGAAAGAAAUCGCCGAAAUUGAGGACGGUCAAGCCGAUCGUUCCGACAACGUUCUCAAAAAAUGCACCCCAUACCGCAGCGCAAGUCACGCAGACCGAGUGGAUUCACGGUUAUUCUCGAGAAAAAGCAGCUUUUCCUGCACCGUGGGUCCGCGAACGCAAGUAUUGGCCCCCCGUCGCACGAAUUAA